CCAUCCCAUUCCAUCCCAAAGCUUUGCAAGCGGCAACUUCAGACGCCAAUUGGAGAAAGCCAUAAACAAACAACAGGUUAAUUAAUAAUUAACCAUCAUGGUGAAGACACAAGGUCUGUUGAUUGCCGUCGCAUGGCUUUUGGUUGCCGCAUUCAUUAUCAUGGCAGCGAAUCCCGUCGCCGCCGACGGCAGGCCAACCCCUGAAGUCGCCGGAUGGGGUAGCCGUGGGUGGGGUCGCCGGAGUGGAUGGGGUUAUUAUGGCUACCACCACGGCAGCCACCACGGUGAUGACCACCACGGUGACCACCAUGGGCACCACCGUCGCAUGAUGUGAACGAAAGGACCCGUGGGAUGGUACGAUGGAGAGGGAUGUGGGCAUCUAUCCUUAGCAAGAUGUUGGUAUAGCUAGCUAUAGCUUGAACCUUGCUAUAUGAUUAUAGUUUAAAUUUUCUUAAUUUCCGGUUCGUAGUUCGUUCAAAUGGAAGCUUUAUAUACAUCAUGUACUUUAUAAAAAGAUAUGGUAAUUAUAACUGUCGCAGAUUACUGUGUAAUUCCUUUUGCAUUCUGAAUAUUAUACUACAU
Molecule: messenger RNA, 582 nt
Organism: Linum tenue
Lineage: Eukaryota; Viridiplantae; Streptophyta; Magnoliopsida; Malpighiales; Linaceae
Source: the annotation of a GenBank genome assembly